CAAACCGUUCCACUUUCCAAAACCCUAUGACUACUUCCUUGCUUUUCUUCUGCUUUCUACUCUCCACCAUCUCUGUGAUAACCACAGGUGUUGUUACAGAUGGGAAUGGAACAGGAACACAACUAAUAAUUGUAAACAACUGCAAAGAGAGUGUAUGGCCAGGAAUUCUCAGCAAUGGAGGACAACCUUCAAUUAAAGGAGGUGGAUUCCACCUUCCAAGCGGCGAACAAGUUGUUCUCCAUCUCCCUAACCAUUGGGCCGGUCGAAUCUGGGGGAGACAAGGCUGCUGUUUCGACGAAACAACCGGAAAAGGCACGUGUCAAACCGGAGACUGUGGAGGCCAAUUGAAAUGCAAGGGAACUGGCGGUGUUCCUCCAGCUACACUUGUUGAAAUGACACUUGGAACCUCAGAAUCACCUUUGCAUUACUAUGAUGUUAGUUUAGUUGACGGUUUUAACCUUCCUAUGUCAAUGAAGGCUGUUGGUCUUGGUGUUGGUGGUGGUUGUGGUGAUGCUUCUUGUGGAGCUGAUUUGAACGGUUGUUGUCCUUCUUCACUUGUUGUCAAACAUGAUGGGAAAGUUGUGGGGUGUAAAAGUGCUUGUUUGGCUACAAAAUCUGAUAAGUAUUGUUGCACUGGUGAAUUUGCUGAUCCAAAAAGUUGCAAACCAACUAUGUUUGCUCGUGUUUUUAAGAGUGUUUGUCCUCGUGCUUAUACUUACGCUUAUGAUGAUUCAACUGGGCUUAUGUCUUGUUUGGCAAAUCGGUAUGCCAUUACAUUUUGUCCUCCAUGAUGUUUUGUUUUUUAGUAGUCUUUUGGUCUUUAUUCUUCUGAUAUGUCAUUGAGACAUUUUUUGUUUUUGCAAUUUUAAGGUUAGUGAUUUGUAGGGUUAUGUCGUCUGGAAUUUUGAGUUUGUCAUGUAAGAUGUUCAAUUAUUUAAAUUGUUAGAUUGAGCACCUAGCAUUGAUAUUUAUAUACGUUCAAGAGUUCAUU
This is a messenger RNA of Lathyrus oleraceus (garden pea), 991 nucleotides long. Its product is annotated as thaumatin-like protein. The transcript is spliced from 2 exons. NCBI's taxonomy places the organism in Eukaryota, Viridiplantae, Streptophyta, Magnoliopsida, Fabales, Fabaceae. The record is from RefSeq and is a predicted model, not a curated record. Bases 27 to 791 code for a protein of 254 amino acids.